Molecule: messenger RNA, 407 nt
Organism: Drosophila bipectinata
Lineage: Eukaryota; Metazoa; Arthropoda; Insecta; Diptera; Drosophilidae
Product: mediator of RNA polymerase II transcription subunit 15-like
Biological process (GO): regulation of DNA-templated transcription
Molecular function (GO): transcription coregulator activity
Source: RefSeq, a predicted model, not a curated record
AUUAAAAGAAUAAUGACAACUAACUCCAAUUCUUGUCAAUAUUAAAUUUUCUAAUAUGUCAGAAGAAGACUGGAAAAGUCCCGCCUUUCGUGAAAAUAUCGCCAGCAAACUUCACUUCUGGUCCCCAUAUAAGGGCCCGGAACAAAUAAGCUGGGCCAAGGCGUUGGAAAAUCAUCUCUUUCGCCGCGCGAGAUCGUCGGAGGAAUAUUUGAAACUGUUCUCAAGGGUCUUGGAUCACUAUAAGGUCUUAGCCGGAAGGUCUGAAGGCGCGCUACCAAAUACACAGGGCAUGGAGACUGAUCUUUUAGCUGCUUUAGAAAACAUGAACAUCGAGGAGCAGUCAAAUCCUAAUCCACAUAUGUUUUAAAACUAUUCUUAAGUUCAUUCCUACAGUUUAUGGACUGGCA